Messenger RNA from Rhopilema esculentum, 2301 nucleotides. Lineage: Eukaryota; Metazoa; Cnidaria; Scyphozoa; Rhizostomeae; Rhizostomatidae. The record is from RefSeq and is a predicted model, not a curated record.
AUGUAUUGUGAUGACCUUGUGAGUGGAACUGCUGACAGUACGCAAGCCAUAGAGUUGAAAGAUAAAAUUACAGAGAUUAUGAGAAAAGGAGGUUUUCAACUCCAUAAGUGGAAGACCAACCAUGUGGAGGUCAGAAAGCACAUAGAGGAGAAAAGUUAUCAAAAAGAUUCAACUACAGUGACGUAUGCAAAGGAAAGCCUAGGAACCAAAGAUUCACAAAGUAAAAUUUUAGGAUUAAAAUGGAAUCCAGAAGAGGACACACUAGGAAUUAGUAUGGAAGCAGUGCUAGAUGUGAAGAAUGGUAAAGUGACGAAGAGAGAAGUCCUAAGCAGACUGUCAAAGGUAAAUGACCCACUGGGUAUUGUGGGCCCAGUUGCAGUUACUGCAAAACUGAUAUUCCAAGAUAUCUGCAAGGAAAACAAGGAUUGGGAUGAGCCAGUAAGCCCAGAGAUUGAAAUGAGAUGGAAGAAAUGGAUGCAAGCUGUUUCAAGGUUGACUGAACUCAAGAUUCCCCGAUGCAUUAUGCCAGCAAUCGGUGGACCAAGGAAGAUUUCAAUUCAUGUUUUCGGUGAUGCAAGCAAGGCUGCAUAUUGCACUGCUGUAUACCUUGUAUGGCACAAUGAAAACCAGUCAGUGGCUGCGGAAAACUAUGGCUCAUAUGGCAAACUGUUGAGAGUUACAGCUCUUGUGCUUAGGUUUAUAGGUUGCCUCAAGGAGAAGAAAAGGCCAGAUACUCAAAUGUUGCGUGUAGAAGAGAUCCAGGAGGCAGAAGAAUUGUGGAUAAAAGAUACACAAGUGAUGGUGAAAGGAAGAAAUAGUUACUCUCAAAUAAAGACACAGCUUGCAGUGAUAGAAAUCAAUGGAAUCUUACACUGCCAAGGACGUCUUCAAAACACAACACUACCAGUUGAAAGCAAGUUUCCAAUACUGUUACCCCAGGAUAGCAGAUUUACAAGUUUGCUAAUUUCAGAGUGUCACAAGCGUACACGACACGGGGGAGUAAAUACAACAUUAGCGGAAGUCAGAAGCAAGUUUUGGGUCUUAAAGGGACGCCAGGCUGUAAAGCAACAAUUACGUCAAUGUAUGGUUUGCAAUAAGCGAAAUGCAAAGACAUGUGCACCACCUCAAUCUGGACAGCUACCAGCAGAGAGGGUGGUUCGAGGCAACCCGUUUAGUACAACCGGAGUUGACUUUGCAGGACCUAUAUAUUUGAAGAAUGAAGAGAAGGCAUAUGUUGCACUAUUCACAUGCGGCAUAACCCGUGCAGUACACUUAGAGCUCACAGAAGAUAUGACAGCCAAUGAAUUUAGAGGAAUGUUUCGAAGAUUCAUCAGCAGACGUGGAGCACCUGCUACAGUAAUAAGUGACAAUGCAAAAACAUUCCUUGCCACUGCAAAGCACUUGAAGAAGAUAUGUGUAGAGCAAGAAUUGCAGGAUUUUUUGUUGGCCAACCGCAUUGAUUGGCAUUUCAAUGUAGCUAAGGCACCGUGGCAAGGCGGCUUCUUUGAAAGAUUAGUUGGAAUAACCAAGACAGCAUUAUUCAAGACCAUGGGAAAGGCAAAACUAACCUUUAGAGAGCUGGAAAACAUGUUGAUAGAAGUUGAAGGAAUGAUAAAUAAUCGACCACUUACCUGUCAAACAUCAGAUUUAGAGGAAGAGCCCCUCACUCCAAAUCAUAUGAUUCAUGGUCAUCGACUAGCAAUGAUAGGAGAUGUCAAGCAUGACAACGAUGCAGAUUUUGAUAACAAGAACGUGAACAAGAGAAUGAAGUUCUUGAGAGCUAAGCUAGAGCAUGUAUGGAAUAGAUGGUCAAAGGAGUAUCUUUUAGGUCUUCGUGAAUAUCAUCGCAUGACUAAAGGAGGAGAAGCAUUACCAGAGCUUGGAACUUUGGUAUUGAUCAUAGAUACUACCAUUGAACGACGUUUCUGGAAGUUAGCUAAAAUCUCCAGUUACAUAAAAGGAAGAGAUGAUGUAGUUCGAGCAGUAAGAUUAGAUGCGGUAUCUCAAGGGCGGAAGAUUGUAAUGGAAAGACCAUUUCAAGGAAUAUGCCCCUUAGAGAUAAAAGCACAAGUAGAAGAGCAAUAUACUCAGGAAAAGCAAGUUCAGGCAAAAAAAGGCAAGCCAAGAAGAGUAGCAGCUUUUGCAGCUGACGAAUUAUUGAAACUGGUAAAACAAGACAAAUAUAAACAACUUGGAUUUUCUCCGCAUGAUGGCAAUGAUCGCUUGUUUAACCCUGUUUACUGGUUUCAAUUCGCUGAUGAUGCUGCAGUUGUCACAAGUGAUGAACGCGAAGAUCAAUAA